Messenger RNA from Bradysia coprophila, 1500 nucleotides. RefSeq lists its product as uncharacterized. Gene Ontology annotation, cellular component: nucleoplasm. Gene Ontology annotation, molecular function: RNA polymerase II cis-regulatory region sequence-specific DNA binding; DNA-binding transcription repressor activity, RNA polymerase II-specific. Gene Ontology annotation, biological process: regulation of cytokine production; negative regulation of transcription by RNA polymerase II; regulation of immune system process. The record is from RefSeq and is a predicted model, not a curated record. Lineage: Eukaryota; Metazoa; Arthropoda; Insecta; Diptera; Sciaridae.
CUUCAGUUGAAAAAGAAGAGUUGAGCGAUUGAAACGACAAGAUACACACAGUUUGUUUGUUUUGUUUUUAGUGAAAAGAAAUAUUUUUAUUGUUUGAGCCAUGAAGUAUGAACUAUUUUCGAAAACGAUCGGAAGAAGAGAUCCGACAGGCAUAUGUAGAUUUUGCCUAACAGCAAAUGGAUUACGACGCCUUCAGACCAAAGAAAUAGCGCAGCUAUUCAACCAGAUUACACAUCAGAAUCUGUAUGUUACAGCUGAUCAUCCAGCCUUUAUCUGCACAAUAUGCGAAGCAAAUUUACGACUAGCCGCCAAAAUUAGCAACGACAUCCAGGCAAUCGAAAAAUGUUGGAACAAGUACAUCGAAGAAAUGCAUACGCUGAAAGAAGUGAAGGUCGAAUACGUGGACGAUGAAGAAGUCAAUUUCGAGACCGUGGAAAUGAUCAUUGAACCCGUCGAUCAAAUGUACCAUGUUGACUACUUGGACGUCGAUUCGAAACCUGAAUACGAGCCACACAGUUACGUUGCUGACGGUAGCGUCGAGAAUUAUGACGAUUCGAUCAGUGAUUCGAAUGAAAACGAUGAGAACGACAGUCCAAAGUUGUCAUCAUCCCCGAAAUCAAAAGGUUGUGAUCGUUGUAAUAUGACUGGUUUGUUGCCGGACGAACUGAAAACACAUCAGCAACGUUGUCAUAAAGAAACUCCACAAUUCGCAUGCGACAUUUGUCAGGCUCGCUAUUCAAGUCGUUAUGGGAUACACACGCAUAUGAAACGACACAUGCAGGGUUCCACUAACAAAGCUGGAUCGAAGCUAAUCAAACGGUAUGAAUGUGACCACUGUGGGGAUCGUUUUAGUAAGAAGCAGAACUUGAUGGAACACGCACUACGGCAUGCAGGGGGUGAUGCUGCACUGCAUGUUUGCCACAUUUGUGGAAUCGCUAAAAGGACGAAGGUUCUGAUGACCAAUCACCUGAAGUCGCAUGAUACGAACUAUGUUUCCAAGAAAAAUUCAACAGCCAGGGCGAGAAGUACGAAGAGAUACUACACAUGCUGGAUGUGUCCGACCAGAAUUGAUUUUAACACCCUCGACGAACUGAAAUCGCACCGCAAAAAUCUGCACCACGAUUUCCAGUGUAAUAUUUGUAAAAAUGGUUUCAUGACCAAUGAAGCGCUGCAGAGUCACAUUCUCAUCCACGGUAACCAAGAUCGUCCGCAUCUGUGCAAGUUCUGUGGUGGCACAUUCGCUAAAAUUGGACAUUUGAAAUCGCACAUCCAAGGCAAACAUGCCCAACAGAAACCGUUCCCGUGUGACAAAUGCACCAAGGGAUUCGUUCAUCGCUACCAAUUGCAGGCACAUAUUCGCAUUUUUCACGAUAAAAUCAAAGCUUUCCAAUGUACCGAGUGUCCGACAUCUUUCGGUCAUGCUAAAUCGCGAGUUUGGCACAUGAGGACUGUACAUAAGAUGUAGCUUCUGCAAGCUAGAAUAUAAAAAUUGAAAAAUUA